Volvox carteri f. nagariensis is the source of this 2382-nucleotide messenger RNA. RefSeq lists its product as uncharacterized. Lineage: Eukaryota; Viridiplantae; Chlorophyta; Chlorophyceae; Chlamydomonadales; Volvocaceae. Bases 1 to 2382 code for a protein of 793 amino acids. The record is from RefSeq and is a predicted model, not a curated record. The transcript is spliced from 11 exons. Gene Ontology annotation, molecular function: hydrolase activity, acting on carbon-nitrogen (but not peptide) bonds.
AUGACGGGGGAGAUGCCUAUCCCGGUUGCCUUGUGUGAGGCUGGCUUUGCGGAGGCGCUGCUGGUGCGGGAGGGUGGUAUUGUGGCGGUGGGCUCCCUGGAGCACGCCAGACAAGCUCUCCGGACAACAACCGCAACCGCCACCCGUACAAUCAGCCUUACACUUGCACGAGAUCAGGGGCAACAGGUGCACCAAGCGGGGGAGCGAGGGGGCUCCGAUUGGUACGGAGGAGCUGACGUGGAGGUGGAGGUCGUGGAGUACGACAUGGGUGGCAGCUUUCUGAUGCCGUCAUCGUGGCCAUCCCCUCAUGCAAGUAUUAUGUUCGUCCUCAUGAUCAUCCGUUAUCGGUGUACGGUGCCGUACCGGAAUGUCGUACCGGGUUUCGUGGACGCGCACGUGCACCUGCUCCCGGCGGGUCUGUCCCUGUCCCGCGUGGACCUCCGCGGGACCCCCUCCCCGGCCGCCCUCCAGCGGCGGCUGGGUGAGGUGGCGGGGCGGCUGGGGCGGGGGGAGUGGCUGCUGGGGGGCCAGUGGGACGAGGGGGAGUGGGGGGGAGAGAUGCCCCGAACCGAGUGGCUGGACCAUGUAUGCGGUGAUCACCCCGCCUACCUGACGCGUCACGACCUCCACAUGGCGCUGGUGAACACGGCCGCGCUGCAGCUGGCGGGCAUAGGGCCCCACACACCCGACCCUGAAGGGGGCCUUAUUGACCGGGACCCCGCCACGGGACGACCCACCGGGCUGCUCAGGGAGAGGGCCAUGGCUCUGGUGGAGUCCCUGCUGCCCGCCCCCUCGCCCGCUGAGCGGCGUACGGCACUGGCGGCCGCCUCGCGUCUGGCCCUGUCCCGGGGGGUGACGUGUGUGGGGGACAUGGGCAGGUACCUGGUGGGGGAGGAGGGCGCACCGUGGAGGGAUUUGGAGGAGGUGUACCUGCCGGCAGCUGACGCGGGCAAUCUGCCAGUGCGGGUCAGUGCCUUCAUGCCCCUGAGGUCCUGGCGCCGGCUGUCCUCCUGGGUGGCAGUUCACGGCCGAGCUCAUCCGGGGGGAAGGCUGUUCUGGGGGGGCCUCAAAGAGUUUGCGGACGGCAGUCUGGGCUCCCGUACAGCGCUGAUGUGGAAGCCGUACAGUGAUGUGGGGAGAGGCGGUUCACCAGGCAAGCAGAGCUUUAACGGUGAACAGGCAGAGGAGGAGGCGGCAGCUGACGGAGGCCUUCAGACGGGUCCCUCCCCCCCCGCCGCCCCUGUGUAUGGUCAGCGGGUAGUGGGGCUGGGGGAGUUGGGGGAGCUGACGACAGCGGCGGUGCGGGCUGGGCUGCAGGUUGCCGUACAUGCCAUAGGUGACCGGGCGGUGGAUGAAGUAGCUCUCACGUACCAGGAGGCCCUCGAAGGGGAGUUAGCGCGGGGGAGGGGGGGGCCAGGGGAAGGGGGGAAGGGGGGGGGAGGCCUGAGUACCAGCAGCGACAGCAGUCGCGGUGCAGCGUCGGAUGCAGACGGCCAGAGUGGGAGUGUGGGGGAGGGUGAGCGCCUAGCACUGGAAGACACGGCGGCGGCGGCGGCGGCGGCGGGAGAUCCCCCCGAUGUGGAGUCGCGGAGGCGGUUGGGACAACGGCUCAGACUGCGAAUAGAGCACGUGCAGCACCUCUCCGGUACCUCCAACACCUCGUCUACGCUGGCCCUCAGCGGCCUCACCGCCGUACCCAACCCCCUCCACCUCCUCACAGACGCCCCCAUGCUGUUCCCCCGUCUGGGCCGCCAAAGAGCCGCCCAGGCUUUCGCCCUCGCCUCCCUGCGCCGAGCAGGACUGCGACCCGCGCUGGCCUCAGACUGGCCGGUGGUGGACCUGCAGCCCCUGACAGCUGUGUAUGCUGCCGUACACCGCCAAGGACCCCCCGCGGAGGUCGCCAGGGCCAUGAGACGGAAGCUGCCGUACGGCAGUCGAUUCCGUCUAGUGGGGGAGGGUCACACCUAUGACGAUGAAGAGGAUGAUGAUCACGAUCAUCAAAACCACCGCCGCGAGGAGGAGGAGGUGGAGGAGGGUGCGGACCUUAGGGCAACAUCGGUGGUUGGUGAUUCGGUUGGUAGCGACGAGCGGUUAACGUUGGAGGAGGCCCUUUUGGGUCACACUGCCUGGGGGGCUGCGGCUCUGGGAUUGGAAGAUUACGUGGGGAGGUUGGCCCCGGGGUUGAGAGCUGACUUGGUGGAGCUGAGCGACUCUCUAGCGGAGAGGGUGGAGGAUGGGGGGCAGGGGGGAAAGGGGCGGUGGCAGCUGUCGGAGGAGCGGCUGCGGCGGUGUAUGCCGGUGGUGACCCGGACGUGGGUUGAUGGACAGUUGGUGUACGACAGGGGGACUAUUGGACAGAGCAGCCAGCUGGAAAGAGAAUGA